AUGCAACUGGCGCUACAAAANUAUUCCGACAGUUUUCGUGAGCACGGUAUCAAUGGUCAUCUACUAUUGACCUCAGUGGACGACGAAGUCUUACGAGACCUGGGUGUAAGCACAGUUUUACACCGUAAAUUAUUUCUAAAAGGUAUCGAUGAAUUGAGAGGACCUUCAACAGCGAGUGGUUCGAAACCUUUAUCAUCAUUGAGCAAAGAAUCGAAAAAGUCUUAUUAUGAGGAAUUUCGUGGUGAUUUUAGUGCAUUGUUAUCUAUUCAUGAGAUGAAUGAAGCUACAACAUCAAUCUAUCGGCAGACGUCAGCGUGUCAAUUGGUAAAGCAAAAACACAGCUCUAUCUUAUCUCGUAUUUACAACUGGCUUGGUACAUUACCCAGCCGUUAUCAAAUAGACAAAGUUGAAUUUGUCUUUAAUGCUGGCCGAUACCGAAUGUUUCUUGGACACAUAGAAACAGUAGAAAAUCGUCAGACACAAGCACAAUUUCAACCGAAAUUACACGAAGAAAAUAGUUUUACUGAACGUCAACGUGUCUUAGACCGUCUUGAUUCCUUGUGUCAACAAGUUUCGCAUAAUCGACAAGCACGAAUUGUUCGUAUGUGGCAUGGAUGUCGAAAAAAUGCAUUACCGAACCUAUUAUCGGAUGGAUUCGCCACGUUAGGUACCCUCGAUGACGGUUGGUAUGGAAAAGGAAUGUAUUUUACUUCGUCAGCUAAAUACGCAGCACGAUACUGUCCAGAGAGUGGCGGCUGUUUGAUCAUGUGCUACAUCGCAUUAUUAAAUCCGUUCCCAGUCGUUUCAGCCGAUGCGCCGUUGAAUGUCUCACCAACCAAAUUCAGAUUUUACGGACAUGGUAAUUUUAAAAACUAUCAGUGUCAUUACAUUCCCGUCUCACCGAUAGGCAGUGAAAGUGCGAUGGAUUAUCGACCGCCACCGACAGGCACAGAUGAUGCGAUAUACGAUGAAUUGGUUGUAUUUCAAGAACCAAGUAUUCUACCACAAGUUGUGGUACAUUUUAAAUAA
This is a messenger RNA of Adineta ricciae, 1029 nucleotides long. Lineage: Eukaryota; Metazoa; Rotifera; Eurotatoria; Adinetida; Adinetidae. The record is from the annotation of a GenBank genome assembly.